AGAAACAGAUACAGGAUGAACGUAAUAACUUAGAGUGAAAGAGUUCAAAUAAAUAGCACAACGGCUCAAGAGCAAGAGAGAGAUUGUUCUCACAACCAUGCAACCUCCAGAGGAAUCUAGGGGGAAUGACAUCUUCCUGUGGCGUAGUGGGGAUUGGUCCUUCUCGAAAAGGUUCUCUUCUAAAGCAAUUUGGAAUGUUCUGAGACAGAGAUCCCCUGCUGUUCCCUGGUGUGAUCUUGUCUGGUUUAAAGAAGCGGUCCCGAGGUACUCUUUUGUAUCUUGGAUGACGAUGGUAGAAAGGUUGCCUACUAGAGAUAGGCUCAUCUCCUGGGGAAUGUCUGUCCCAGCAGCUUGUCCCCUGUGCUCCUUAGCAAAUGAAUCACAUGACCAUUUGUUCUUCAAUUGUGUCUUCUCCACCGCGGUUUGGUCUCAUUAUACUGGAUGGAUGUUCGCUGCAGCUCCGGCCUCCCCUGCAGCUGUUUUGGCUAUUCUUGAUCAGCCUCAUAUUUUCUCUUGCUCAGGUGCUGCGGUUAUACUAAAACUCUUGAUGCAGGUCAUCGUCUACAAUCUCUGGACAGAAAGGAACCAUCGCAUUUUCAGGCAAAGCUCUUCAUCAGAAGCCGCAAUCAUCAGCAAGGUCGAUCGCUCUAUCAAGGACCGCCUUCUGUCUCUGCCUCCACCGCGCGAGGGCUCCAUCUCCUUCCUGCUGCUGUAUCUCACCUCUCGCUCACUGUUUCCGCCUUAGU
This is a messenger RNA of Brassica oleracea var. oleracea, 746 nucleotides long. RefSeq lists its product as uncharacterized. Bases 98 to 745 code for a protein of 215 amino acids. The transcript is spliced from 2 exons. Lineage: Eukaryota; Viridiplantae; Streptophyta; Magnoliopsida; Brassicales; Brassicaceae. The record is from RefSeq and is a predicted model, not a curated record.